UUGACAAUUUGCUGUGCUGCUCCCAAGGCAGCAGUUGCUAUUGCUGUUGCUUCUGCUGCUGAUGAGGAAAUGGUCUGAAGUCUUGGGAAGGAGGAUGUGCUGGGGAUUGAUUCAUAGUAUGCCCUGAGAGUCCACAGCAAGGUGACUAAUUCCUACAGACUCUUCCCAGCCUCUGUGGGAAUCACACGCUGCACCAGGUGGUGGUAUCUGUUAGCAAAGGGAGAGGGAGAGAACAAGAGGUUGGGAGAGAGAGAGAGGGAGAGAGAAAAGAGAGAGGGAGAGAGAGGGAGGAAAUAAAAAGCCCUCCAAAUGAUGCUGGAUUUUUUUAUAUUUAUUAUUUAAGAGCUGUUGUUUUUCUGCUGCUGUUGGAGAGGAUGGAUUAACAAAGCUGUUCAACUGAUGCUGUUUGAGCUUAGCAAGUCACAGUGGACCACAUUUGACUGUCGUAAAUGUAUCUGAUGCUCAGAAGACAGAAGGCUGUGAUUGCAAUAACCUUGUUGUGCCCAUAGGUUCUGCAUACAAAAAGCUCUGUGCAGUCCAAAGGUGAUGUGAUGUGCAGAGCAGGGGACGAGCAUGCACUUGGUGACUCUGGAGUCCAGCACCAUGGGAAGCAAUGAAUGGAAAGAAUGUGUUUUGCAGCCUUGAAAGAAGUUAGCAACCCUGUGGACUGUUGCCUGGCUUGGGACUGAUUGCUCUUCCAAGGAAAUCCUCUAUCUUGGCUCGUUAGAAAAUAAGUGGAUUGCUGAAGAUAAGACCAUCAGACCAAUCCUCGCUUACUGACGUGCUAGAUUUUCUAGUUUCUUCCUUUGUGGGAUCUUAUUUUGUUUCUCUUUUGCAUUAUUGGGAUCCCUUGUCCCUGAAGUAGAAAACAAGUGGCCAUGGGUGACAUGAGUAACAGUGAUCUUUAUUCUAAGAACCAAAGAAAUGAAGUUAACCAUGCAAGUGAAUUUGGCUGCAGCCUCAUGGAGCUGCGCUCGCUCAUGGAGAUGCGAGGGACUGAGGCGGUAGUUAAAAUUAAAGAGUGCUAUGGGGACACAGAUGAUCUGUGCCGAAAGUUAAAGACAUCACCUACAGAAGGAUUGCCUGGUACACUAGUAGAUCUAGAGAAUAGACGGCAAGUUUUUGGACAAAACUUUAUACCUCCAAAGAAGCCAAAAACUUUCUUACAACUAGUCUGGGAAGCUCUACAAGAUGUGACACUGAUCAUCUUGGAAAUCGCAGCCAUUAUAUCCCUUGGGCUGUCAUUUUAUCGACCGCCUGGAGGGGACAAUGAAGACUGUGGUGGCAGUGCAGGGGCUGAAGAUGAAGGAGAAGCAGAAGCAGGCUGGAUUGAAGGAGCUGCCAUUCUUUUAUCUGUUGUGUGUGUCGUAUUUGUCACUGCUUUCAAUGACUGGAGCAAGGAGAAGCAGUUCAGAGGCCUCCAAAGUCGCAUUGAACAAGAACAAAAAUUCACUGUUGUCCGUGGAGGUCAAGUCAUUCAGAUCCCAGUGGCUGAGAUGGUGGUUGGAGAUAUUGCACAAGUUAAAUAUGGUGAUCUGCUUCCAACUGAUGGUUUAUUUAUUCAAGGAAAUGACCUCAAAAUUGAUGAAAGUUCCUUGACUGGGGAGUCUGAUCAAGUGCGCAAAUCUGUAGAUAAAGACCCAAUGCUUCUGUCUGGUACCCACGUGAUGGAGGGUUCGGGGAGAAUGCUUGUCACUGCUGUAGGUGUAAAUUCUCAGACUGGAAUCAUCUUUACGUUAUUAGGGGCAAGUGAAGCUGAUGAUGAAAAGAAGGAUAAGAAAGGUGUGAAAAAGGAGGAUGGACCAAGUCUUCCAGUCGGCUCCACCCAUCCAUCCUCUCACCCUCCUGCUGCUACAGAUGGUGCCGCAGGGGCAAACGCCAUUGAUAAUGCAAAUGCCAGCUUAGUGAAUGGCAAAAUGCAAGAUGGAAAUGUGGAAAUCAUCCAGAAUAAAGCCAAACAGCAGGAUGGCGCAGCUGCUAUGGAGAUGCAACCAUUGAAAAGUGCUGAAGGUGGAGAUGGAGAAGACAAGGACAAAAAGAGAUCAAAUCCUCAUAAGAAAGAGAAAUCUGUACUGCAGGGCAAGCUGACCAAGCUGGCCGUGCAAAUUGGGAAAGCUGGUUUGGUUAUGUCUGCAAUUACAGUAAUUAUCUUGGUCCUCUAUUUUGCUAUUGAUACAUUUGUGGUGAAUAAAAAACAAUGGCUGCCAGAGUGCACUCCUAUCUACAUCCAGUACUUUGUGAAAUUUUUUAUUAUUGGCGUGACAGUCUUGGUGGUGGCUGUACCUGAAGGACUCCCUCUCGCGGUCACAAUCUCUCUGGCUUACUCUGUCAAAAAAAUGAUGAAAGACAACAACUUAGUAAGGCACUUAGAUGCAUGUGAGACAAUGGGAAAUGCAACUGCCAUCUGUUCUGAUAAAACCGGCACACUAACCACCAACCGGAUGACCGUGGUGCAAGCUUUUUUAGGAGAUGUUCACUAUAAAGAAAUCCCAGAACCUGACGCGCUUCCAGCGAAAACCUUAGACAUUCUAGUGCACUCCAUCGGCAUUAACAGUGCAUACACAUCCAAAGUCCUGCCUUCAGAAAAAGAUGGUGGCCUUCCACGACAAGUUGGAAAUAAAACAGAAUGUGGUUUACUUGGAUUUGUCCUGGAUCUAAAGCGAGAAUACCAGACUGUGAGGCUCCAGAUCCCAGAGGAGAAGCUGUAUAAAGUCUACACCUUUAAUUCUGUCAGAAAGUCUAUGAGCACGGUCGUUAAACUUGAAGAUGGCAGCUACAGAAUGUAUAGUAAAGGUGCUUCCGAGAUCGUUCUUAAAAAGUGUUCCAAAAUCUUGAAUGGUGCAGGAGAACCACGGAUCUUCAAACCCAGAGAUCGGGAUGAGAUGGUUAAAAAAGUGAUAGAGCCCAUGGCCUGCGAUGGACUUAGGACAAUCUGUAUUGCUUACCGGGAUUUUAAUAUGAGUCCAGAACCAGACUGGGACAAUGAAAAUGAAAUUCUAUCUGACCUCACCUGUAUCGCAGUAGUUGGCAUUGAAGAUCCUGUCAGGCCAGAGGUGCCUGAAGCCAUAAGGAAGUGCCAGCGGGCUGGCAUCACAGUUCGUAUGGUGACUGGAGAUAACAUUAAUACAGCACGUGCCAUUGCCAUCAAGUGUGGAAUUUUACAUCCUGGAGAAGACUUUCUUUGCAUUGAAGGAAAGGAAUUUAACAGGAGGAUACGCAAUGAGAAAGGGGAGAUUGAACAAGAACGUAUUGAUAAGAUCUGGCCCAAGCUGCGCGUACUGGCACGCUCCUCGCCAACUGACAAGCACACGCUGGUGAAAGGUAUCAUAGACAGCACAUGCGUGGAACAGAGACAAGUCGUUGCUGUAACUGGUGAUGGUACAAAUGAUGGGCCAGCUCUGAAGAAAGCCGAUGUGGGGUUUGCUAUGGGAAUUGCUGGCACUGAUGUAGCAAAAGAAGCCUCUGACAUAAUUCUCACAGAUGAUAACUUUAGCAGCAUUGUGAAAGCUGUGAUGUGGGGUCGCAAUGUGUACGACAGUAUCUCCAAGUUUCUGCAGUUCCAGCUAACUGUGAAUGUAGUUGCUGUGAUUGUAGCAUUUACUGGGGCCUGCAUUACACAGGACUCUCCCUUGAAAGCUGUACAGAUGCUAUGGGUUAACCUAAUCAUGGACACAUUUGCCUCACUUGCACUUGCAACAGAGCCUCCUACAGAGUCUCUCCUACUAAGGAAACCCUAUGGAAGGAACAAGCCUCUGAUAUCACGGACCAUGAUGAAGAAUAUCCUUGGCCACGCGGUGUAUCAGCUUACACUUAUAUUCACUCUGCUCUUUGUUGGAGAAGAAAUAUUUAACAUUGACAGUGGCAGAAAUGCACCCCUCCAUUCUCCUCCUUCUGAACACUAUACCAUCAUCUUCAACACAUUCGUCCUGAUGCAGCUCUUCAAUGAGAUCAAUGCUCGCAAGAUCCACGGGGAGCGCAAUGUGUUUGAUGGUAUAUUCAAGAAUCCCAUCUUCGGUUUCAUUGUGUUAGGCACCUUCGCUAUCCAGAUUGUGAUUGUGCAAUUUGGUGGAAAGCCAUUCAGUUGUUCUCCUUUGCAACUUGACCAAUGGAUGUGGUGUAUAUUUCUUGGAUUUGGAGAACUGGUAUGGGGCCAGCUCAUCACCAGCAUCCCAACAAGCAGAUUGAAAUUUUUAAAGGGGGCAGGUCAUCUUACUCAAAAGGAGGAGACGCCUGAGGAGGACUUCAAUGAGGAUGUAGAAGAAAUAGACCAUGCAGAGAGAGAAUUGAGGCGUGGGCAGAUUCUCUGGUUCCGAGGACUCAACAGGAUUCAGACACAGAUCCGCGUCGUGAAGGCAUUCCGUAGCUCUCUCUAUGAAGGUUUAGAAAAACCAGACUCUCGAACUUCAAUUCACAACUUCAUGACCCAUCCAGAGUUUAAGAUCGAAGACUCCCAGCCUCAUAUCCCUCUUAUCGAUGACACAGACUUGGAGGAAGAUCCUGCCUUGAAGCAAAAUUCCAGCCAGCCCCCUUCACCUAACAAGAACAACAAUGCUAUUGACAGCGGGAUUAAUCUCACCACAGAUACAAGCAAAUCAGCUACCUCUUCCAGUCCUGGGAGCCCUAUACAUAGCUUGGAGACAUCCCUUUAGCUGGAGAUGGAAUAGCAACUGCAAAUUAUUAAUUCAUAAUAAUGAAAAUAAUACCUGUCUGGCUCAAAUAAGAUGUUUAAACUCUUGGAGGCCAGCAAUAGAAGAUCCUGGUUCAGGCAGUUCUGGAAAUGAGAAUGUGGCGUUUCUUUUUUCAAAAUGGCCUCCAUGCCACUCCUUCCUGGAAUAAAAAAAUUAAAUUAAAAAAAAAUACAACAACAAAAACAUAACAAGCUAUGAAAAAGACACUAACCAACCAUGUUCCUGCAUGAAUGUACACUUACAACCCCUUCUCUAUACUGGUUUUAUCAUUUUAUUUUUUACAUAUGCUUCUGGGGGUUUUCAUAGAUGGGACUGACUAAAAAGCAAAAAAACAUUUCCCCAGUCAACAGUAUUUAUCUGAUUAACUGAUAAAUGAGCCAUGGAACUGCUAAAGGCUAAGUCGUCAUGCUCAAAAUUCUUUAUAGUGAAUUACUAUUUUUAUUUUUUUUCAUUUUUGAAGUUGCAAAGCUCAACUUGCACAGUGGAUUUGCACCAAUAAGGACAGAUGAACUUAAGCAUAUAUGAAAGAUUAUAUAAGAGAGAAAUGUAUGUAUGUGCGUGUGUAUAUAUGUAUAAAUCCCUUCAUGUUACUCCUAGGAGAAAUGUGUAUAUUGGCAUAUCUUCACAAAUAGUGGACCAACAGUCCACUUAUCCACCGGUAAAUGCAUUUUUAGCCUCUAACUUUAACUAUGAAACAAAACAAUCUGUGUACAAACCCUUUAUGCAUGCAUGUGAGAAGGGAAAUAUGCUCUUCCCUUAAGACAAAUUACAUGGAGGUAAAAAAAGAUAAAAAAAAAAAAUAAGAAAAAAAUAAGAAAAUUAUAACUUACUGCAAGCAGGGUGCACGAAAAGGUAAUGUUUAUUUAUGUCUACCACUUGUAGUGGAAAAAAAUGCACAAAGCAGCAUUGGUGGAAUUUUACGUAUCUACACAAAAGAAAUCCAUGAUGAAGAUGUACAUUAAAUUAAUUUCCAUCGUUAGAACUUGAAGGGGGGUGGGGCUGGAAGAACAGGAUGGACUUUCCUUAACCUAACCAGCCAAGUAAUUUCUUCACCAGAGGAUCCCAAUUUUGGCAAAAUGGCACAGCUGCCAUAGAAAUUUAUCUGGCAUGGUUGCCAAAAAAUAUGACAAAAUUGUAAAAACAAAAACAAAAAAUUGUUUUUACUUUUAUUUUAUUUUUUCCCCGUAAGGGGUUACAAAGCAAUAAUUUCCUGUGUGUUUGGCCAUCAAAGUUAUUACAUGACUUGUACUGGCCCUCUUCUUUAACAUGCUGUUUAAUUGCUUAUGUACUGAACGGUUGUUUAUUAAGUACAUUUUCUUGAAAAAUCAUAUAGAACACACUCAAAGAAAAAAAAAAUAUACUUUGGCAUGUUGCCUUGUUUCAGUUUCAGAUGUUUCUUUUAGAUGCUUUUGUCCUAAGAGAUGAAUGUAACUUGUUUACAAUCCUUAUAAAACACAGAGACAUUAAGAAAAAUGGUGUGUGAGAAAAAUUACUUGAGGGCAACUAAAUGAAUCACGUGACGAUUUGAGCUUGAUGUGCUCAACAUUUGUGUUUAUAGCAGAAGUCACUGGAUCAUAAGAUCUGAUAUAAUUGAGCAUUUAGACAAAAGUUCACUAAAUACUGUACUAUAUUUAUUUAUGGCUCAAAAAGUAUUGGCUAAGAUAAUAAAUUAGACCCUCAUCAGUAAAUCUGCAAAGUAAAUUCAGCUAACUAGCUUUAACACAUUGAAGCACUUUGUCGGAUUUACAGAAGUUAAUUAUUUGUGUUUGGAAAAUCAUAAUGUUGAAUACAUAGCAUUAUACAUUAUUUACUGCAAUUAAUUUAUUUUAAAAUAUGUAGAUAUGCAUAUUCAUAUGCUUGGAGAUUGCAUGAACACAUGAAUUUGUGCUAGCGUACAUCAUAUUUUUCUCUGGCAACUAUCCAAUCAUCCCAAGUACAACACCAAAUAUUUUUCAGCAUGUUCAGCCUUGUAAUUAUAUAUAACCUAUUUGUGAUCUUAUAUCAAACAACCCCCUAUAAACUCUAUAUUUUGGUAUAUGCGUGUUAUUGGGUACAUUUAAGUACAAUUUAUGAAUAGCUUUCAAAAAUUAAAAAAAUUACUUGUAUUUUAUUUAGUUUGAUCUUUUCUUAGGGAUUAGAACAUUGACACCAGAAGCAUUAUUUCAUGUAAAAAGUGUCCAUAGGCCAAUGAUGACUAAUAUAUUGGCCUGAUUUUUGUAGACUACUCCUUUUUUCACUAUGGGGGAAGAAAAGUCCACAAGAUUUGGAGAGCUAAAGUUAGCCGUCACUUAGCUAGGGAUGGAACUGUAUACUUUGAAUAGCCUUUCUUUGAAUGCAUCCAUAUGCAUGACGUUGAAUUGGACCUAAAGGGAUUAUGUGGUAAUCAUUGUUAAGGACCCAUUUAAAGGUUUUAUAACCUUCUCCAGUUAAGACUAGACUAACUACAAUUGACAAAAUAUGUAUUCUUGAAGCUAGGGAAAUGUACAAUGCUUAACCAAGACAAAUGCAAAUUCGCUCAAUGAAAUUUUGUUUUGACCGGUAGACAGAAGACAGGUCCUCUAUAAUGUAGAGACACCUGUAGGAAAGUGCCUGUGUUUUGUAAAGGGAUACCCAGCCGUUUUUUUCCACAAUGUAUUAUGUCAUACAGUUACAUUGAUUGCAGAUCUUGCUGUAACUGAUGUUAAAAGAAAUGUAUAGAGCCACAAUAUAUACUUCAGAAGAGUUAAUCUAUGUAAGGACCAAACAAAUGAUUUAUGGAUAAGCAAGUAAAUCUUUAAUGACACUAUGAGACAGUGUUAGAUUUCCAAACUUAACUUGUGCAGUUAUAUAGACGUUACUCCUUUCUUGAGAGACACUCAAUUAAGUGAUGCAGCCCAGGAGCCUCAAAUUACCAUGUCCUCAAUUUGCAAAGCAAUAGUGGCACUAGUUUUCCCUAAAUAUAUUUUACUACAAAGUGUCCUGUAGGCAAAAUUAAGGCAGUGGCAAAGGUUUGUAUUAAGUUCAUAGAUUUAAAUUCAGAUUUAUAAAAUUAUUGUACCAUCUAUUGUGAAAUGUUCUAUGCUAUAAACGGUAAAAACGAAUUAUGCCCUUUAAUAAUAUGUAAUAAUUCAUAAUAGAAAAAAGGCCU
This is a messenger RNA of Pelobates fuscus (common spadefoot toad), 7815 nucleotides long. It is a transcript of the gene ATP2B2, whose product is annotated as ATPase plasma membrane Ca2+ transporting 2. Gene Ontology annotation, biological process: calcium ion transmembrane transport; regulation of cytosolic calcium ion concentration. The transcript is spliced from 23 exons. Gene Ontology annotation, cellular component: postsynaptic density membrane; plasma membrane; intracellular membrane-bounded organelle. Gene Ontology annotation, molecular function: PDZ domain binding; P-type calcium transporter activity; ATP binding. The record is from RefSeq and is a predicted model, not a curated record. Lineage: Eukaryota; Metazoa; Chordata; Amphibia; Anura; Pelobatidae. The coding region runs from base 879 to 4649 and encodes 1256 amino acids.